Messenger RNA from Centropristis striata (black sea bass), 1439 nucleotides. RefSeq names its product phosphatidylinositol glycan anchor biosynthesis, class H (gene pigh). Gene Ontology annotation, biological process: GPI anchor biosynthetic process. Gene Ontology annotation, cellular component: glycosylphosphatidylinositol-N-acetylglucosaminyltransferase (GPI-GnT) complex. The transcript has 4 exons. Bases 341 to 883 code for a protein of 180 amino acids. The record is from RefSeq and is a predicted model, not a curated record. NCBI's taxonomy places the organism in Eukaryota, Metazoa, Chordata, Actinopteri, Perciformes, Serranidae.
CCAACAACAUCCAACCUGAACAACCCGGUGAACAUAACGAGUGCACCUCACAGGAGAAUUUAUUUUGGCAUCAACUCAGUUGAACUUGUCCUGGAAUAUUCUGUGUUUUUUCCGUCAGGUUUUUUAUUAUUUCAUUUUUAACUGGAUAUAUUUAGCAUCGUAUAUAUAUAUUAACAGUUUACCGUGUGAGAAAGCACCACUUUAUGUCUUCAUAUACAGCUGACCUUGCCUGCUGAUAGACAGCUAGGGCUAGCUUAGUGCUAACCGGUAUUCAGCGUUAGCUGGCUAAGCUAACUAAGGCUAACUUUUCCUCUACUUUCCUGCAUUUGUUGCGUCCGUGAUGGAAGAUGAAGCCUACACUGAUAUUAAUGGGAAAGCCAUAUCUCUGGACUGUCAGAGCCACUCCAGUCUGUGCAGGGAGUUCACAGUCAGUGUCCCCAAAGUGUCCAUUGGUAAGGUGAUGGUGAACACCUGCAUUGUUUGGCUGGUAGCAUACGGUGUGUUCCUGCUCACAGAGAACACCGCUGUACUGUCCAGUGCUAUAUUCAUCACCCUGGUUGGCAUGAUGCUUCACAUCCACUUUGUGAAGGUCGACCACGAGUCCCUGCUGGUCAUCGGCUCCUUGGGCAUACAGUUGUCCUCCAGCUACGCUUCAGGCCGCGAGACCACCACGUUCAUUGAGAUGAGCAAGAUCAAGGAUAUUGUCAUCAAUGAAGCUAUUUAUAUGCAACAAAUCAUUUACUACCUUUGUGUGCUGUUGAAGGACCCUUCAGAGCCAAAUGCAGUGUCAAGUGUUGUGCCGUUGUUUCAGAGUUCAAAGCCACGGCUGAACUGCUUGGUGAAAGUUUAUAAAAGCUGUCAGGAGAUUAUUUCAAAGUGCUGAUUACACAUAAGUCAUACCAUGGCAAUUUUCUGGUCAUGCAGUAUGUUUUUAGUAUUGUGUAGAAUUUAGAGGGGUCUAUUAGCAGAAAUGGAAUAUAUAUUUUAUAUAUAAUAUUCAUAGUUGUGUUUGAAUUGGUGUAUUAUCACCUGAAACAAAGAAUCGUUGUGUUAAAUAGUAGCCCUGAACGCCUUUUGCCUUUUUUAUGUUACCAGAAGUUGGAUGCAGUAUGCAACCUCACCACUAGAUGUCACUGCAUCCCACACACUUCCCCUUUAACUUAUUGUCUUUUUCAAUGGAUGAAAGCAUGUAGUUUUUAUUUUUGGCACAUCCUGAUUUGAUGUUCAGUGUAUUUUUCAUGUGUUUUCCUCCUUUUCUAAACUUUAUGAAUGUAAAUCAUGUAAACAGUUGAAUGUAAAAGCAACUGCCCCCAUUUUUAAAACCCCAAUAUUAGUUUCAUUAUGACUUUAUGUUGUGUAGUUAUUUUGCUAACCUCCAACAGCAUAAACAGCACUGAUGUUAGACUACUUGUUUAAAUCUAAAGAGCACAACCCUUUAA